Messenger RNA from Annulohypoxylon maeteangense, 644 nucleotides. RefSeq lists its product as uncharacterized. The record is from RefSeq and is a predicted model, not a curated record. The transcript has a single exon. NCBI's taxonomy places the organism in Eukaryota, Fungi, Ascomycota, Sordariomycetes, Xylariales, Hypoxylaceae. Bases 289 to 447 code for a protein of 52 amino acids.
UUGAAGACUUGCGACUCUUGUAGGACUUGGAAGUUUAUGUUAGCAUGAGCCGUAAAGGUGUGUAAAAUAUCUCCCGGUCUGGAAAUUCUGUCUGGGUAGCCCGUCUAAGUCCAAACAAUCUCAUUAAGUUGUAUUGUCGCGAAAUAUGUUAUGGUAUCACUGUGAAAUGAUUCACAAUAUAGCGGCGUACGACCUCUGGGGAACUGGCGAGUCUCCUGUCACACAUUUUAUGAUCGUGCAAAUUCGCUAAGCAUCUUCACAGCACACCAUAGCUGUAUUGCUAGAGCUAUGGCGAUUGACGUGCCGAGAAUAACAACUGCUCAGCUGAUCUCGAAACAUCGUUUCCGUCUUGCACCUGGUGAGACCGGGCGACGCGUUCUAGAUGACAUGAGGAAUCAGUUAGCACCGAAUCCGGGCAGCUUAACGUUGCUCGUUGAGUUGCGAUGAUACACGGAAGGGUACACGCGAUUAGAUCUGAGCGGCAUUUGGUCAGGUUUCAAUUGCUUGCUUCCUAAAUUUCUAGGACCGGGACUUGAGCAUAGUUCCACAAAGAUUGGAGAAUAACGGUCGUUGAAGUGAGAAUACUGAUCUUGAUAUGCUUCGAUGAUACCUACUAGGUAAUUAAUAAAGAAGAACAAUUGGUA